CUUCUCAAUUAUUUACCACGAUGCAUGGCACCAACUGGUUUAGUUUAUUAUCGAGAACUCGAGCAGUUGAUAACGAAUUGAAAGCAAUAUGAAACGACUGAACAACAGCAGCAACGCAAACUCAGUUUGCCAGAGAUCGGCGUAUAAAUAUUAGUAAAAAGCGAAGCGUGCGCCGAGCAGCAGCGGCAGCAGUAACAUGACGGCAACAACGGCAUCUCAUAUAGCUGCGUUGGACGUUGGGACGACGUACUUGAGAUGCUUUGUGCUUGAUGAGAACUGCACGGUCAAGGGGUCAUCAGUAGAUGCUGUAGAGCUAUUAAAUCCGCAGCCGGGCUACUUUGAGAUCGAGCCGGAGGGGUUGUGGCGCAAGAUAAUCAAGGUGAUUACUGAAUCAAUACGCAACGCUAGACUUACACCCGCGGAUAUUACAUGUCUCACCAUUUCGACACAACGCUGCACGUUCUUAACCUGGAAUCACCAGACCAAUGAGUACUACCACAACUUCAUCACGUGGAAGGACUUGCGCGCCGAUGCUCUCGUCGAGCAGUGGAAUUCCAGCUGCUCGCUGCGUGCGAUGAAUGGAUUUUUCUAUGCUCUGUACAUGCUAACCAGAAAUGCUCGAUUUCUGGCCGGGAGCGUGCUCAAAUUAAUGAAUGGUCAGGUGACGCCGCGUCUGCUCUAUGAGAUUGCCCAUAACAAACGGCUGCAGCAGGCGUUGCGCGAAAAAAAGGCGCGUCUGGACUUGCUUGAUUCAUGGAUCCUGUACAAACUGCGCUCCGGUAAUGGCUUGGAUCCAGAUGUAGAACAUAUAACUGAUAUAACCUCAAGCACUGCCACCGGUCUGUAUGAUCCAUUCACACUAAGCUGGUCGCCACUCGCUCGCUGGAUGUUUGGAAUCGAUCCUAGCAUUCUGCCACGCGUCGUCGACAAUAGCUACAAGAACUUUGGACAUGUGCACCCCGCUGCGUUUGGCCCGAGUUGGGGCAAUACAAAAAUACCAAUUGCUGCUUCGCUCAGCGACCAGACGGCGGCCAUGUGGGGCUCCCAGUGCUUUGCAACGGGCAAUGUUAAGGUCACCAUGGGCACGGGUGCAUUUCUAAAUCUAGUGACUGGCUUGGAGUGCAAGGCUGUGAUCAGCGGCAUGUAUCCACUGGUCGCUUGGCAGCUCACACACAAAAACAAGCAGCCCGAUACAAUCUACUGUAUUGAGGGAGCCGCUCAUGACUUUGGGACUGUGGUGACGUGGGCGCAAUCCUGUGGCUUGUUCGAAACGCCCGCAGAUACCGCAGAUAUUGCUCAAUCUGUGCCAGACACAAAUGAUGUUUACUUUAUGCCCGCAUUUAGCGGCCUGGGCCCUCCUGUGAAUGACUAUCGGGCUGCUAGUGGCUUUAUUGGCAUGACACCGUCCACAACCAAAGCGCAUCUGGUGCGGGCGCUUCUGGAGAGCAUCGUUUUUCGUGUGGUGCAGCUAAUCGAGAGCGCUGAGAAGGAAACGGGUCAGAAACUAAAAUUAAUCAAAGUGGACGGCGGUGUCUCGCGCAAUGAUUUCGUAUGCCAGUUUCUGGCCGAUGCCAGCGGUCUAGCCGUGGAGCGCGCCGAGUGCUCCGAGUCCAGCAUAAUGGGCGCCACUUUUCUAGCUGGUCUUAAUCAUGGCAUUUGGCACACACUCGAUGAUCUCAAGCGUUUUCGCCAUGUCGAGCGCAUUUUCGAACCACAACCAAAGCUGUACGAGAUAAUUGCCAGCCGCAUGCAGAAAUGGAAUAGAGCCAUUGAACGCUUUAGUGGCUGGUACUAGGAUAUAUUACAGGGAUUCUUCACAGUAAGGUAAUCAAUUUAUGUUUUCAUUUGCAGUAGGGUAUACAAAUUGGGUGUGUUUUGUUUUCUUACAUGAUAUAGUGUAUUAAAUUUGUUACAUUUAAAA
Molecule: messenger RNA, 1921 nt
Organism: Drosophila montana
Lineage: Eukaryota; Metazoa; Arthropoda; Insecta; Diptera; Drosophilidae
Product: putative glycerol kinase 5
Exons: 6
Coding region: 197-1795 (532 amino acids)
Biological process (GO): triglyceride metabolic process; glycerol-3-phosphate biosynthetic process; phosphorylation
Cellular component (GO): mitochondrion
Molecular function (GO): kinase activity; phosphotransferase activity, alcohol group as acceptor
Source: RefSeq, a predicted model, not a curated record